UUUCACAACCAGACAGGAUCGAAGAAUGUGGUGAUGGAUGAAGGAGCUUCCAAACAGAAUGUGUAGCUUUCAAUGAAGAGGGUGAUGUGCCGAUUUCCUCGAAUGAGAGCUUCCGAAGCCUCUUCAGAAGUGUAGCUGUUGUCCGAUUUCUUUUGAUGUUUGAUGUUUUGUUGUUCUUCGAUUACCAGCGACAGUAGCGUUUUCACGAGUCGUUUUUUCGGUUCCUGGAUAAUUCCUCUUUGCGUUGUGGGUCGCGGAGGAAUGUUCGGAGCGCGGAUUCUCGGAGCUCUGGGUUAGAAAUCUUUGCUUGAUCUCCGAACUCAGCUUUUUCGUUAAUCUUGUGUGCGGACCUGACCCCAGCUGGUGUUUCGUUUUCUUGUCCUCCUCCUAGUGCUGGGAAUUUUUUUCUGAAGUCUACCGCGGAGACUCAAUAUGCAUUCCGUGGUGAGCGCAUGGACCGAGCCGGAGAAUUGAAUGUGCAGAGCACGCAAUAGCCCGUUUCAGAGGCUGUGGUGAACGGGUUGGAUCGUCGGGGACGGUUGAGUCCGUGGGGUUAGUUGGGUAGAAGGCGAGGGGAGAGCAAAGGAAGAGAGGUUGUUGCGUGGUGGAAGAACUGCAUUGGAAGAAUCUGCAGCCAUGGGGUGGGAGGCUCAGGCAGCUGCGGGGGUGGGGUUCCUAAUCGUGGGUAUGCUCCAAGGCUUCAAGCAGGUGAAGUCCUAUAGGUUGAGGAACAUGCGCUCAUACUCGAUGCAGCAUGGGGGAUCACGGCGUAAGAGCUGGUAUCAUGAUCUGGAGCUUUACCUGGUACUCAUAUUUGCGCUGUCCCACGUGAUAUGUGAUGUGGUCGUGGGUAGCAGCGAAGGGGACUUGAAGCAUCCCGUGGCCGUAUCCGUGAAUUCGCAGAGAUUAGUUGUGGCAAUCAACUUUCUAUUUUAUGCUAUUGUAACCCUAAUUGUGGAUAAUACCAAUGUGUUGCCGAUUCCACCGGAGCUCAUCAGUCUGAUUGCUCUCUCUGCAUUUGGCCAAGAGUUUUUACUUUUCUACUUGCAACGGGAUAGUGCGGGCUUGGAAGGCCAGUAUCACUACCUUUUACUGGUCCCCAUUGGCGUCUGUGCUGGCUCUACGGUCGCUGAAAUUGCGUAUCCCAAGUCGGUGUUGCCUCCCUUGAUCCGAAGCAUGGGACUUGUGCUGCAAGGGACGUGGUUCAUUCAGACUGCACUGUCCUUGUUUAGCCCUAAGUGGAUAGCGCAGGGAUGCACGCUGAGGGAGGAAGGAGAAGGGGAUUACACAGUUGCUUGUGAAGGUAUGACCCUUAUGAGAGGACAAGCCAUUGCAACUCUUCAGUUUAAUUGUCACCUGGCUUUUCUUCUCAUCUCUCUGCUGCCUCUAUACUCGAUCAUGUGUAAACUUUACACCUUGCCUCAGCACUACCAACCACUCGGUGACUCUGAAGGCAGUGAAUCCAAGGAGCUAAUGCAGCUGAAAGACUCCUCUAGGAUCUCUCCACAUUACAUGCACGCUGACCAAUUUCAUGUUAUCCAAGAAGACGAGGAAUUAGAAGAGCCAACGCCUAGACGGUCCUCAGACUCUAAUGGCUUUCAUACUAUGGUUAUAUGAUUGGAGAGAUAUAUAAAGGAAGAUAACAUGAAUGCAUCAAUUGUAAUUGUGGUUACAUAGAAGCUGCAAGUAGUGUUGCUUGGGGAAUUGUUCUGCAGAUAGAGGAUCUCGAUGCCAAAUUGAUAGAUGUGCAUAUGAUACCACUAUGUGGUUUGUAUUAGAAUUGAGUACUAUCAAGUUGACUGUUGUUUAGGUAAUGGUUUUUUCUCUUGCUUGGGUGCUUAAGCGAAUUGAGACCUAUGUGGUGAACUCCCAAUGGGGGAUUUCAAUUGGAUUUGUCAGUGGCUACUUGUGACGUUUUUGUGCGUAUGUCUAUUUCAUAAAUGAAACACUCCCACGUUGUCGAA
Molecule: messenger RNA, 1964 nt
Organism: Physcomitrium patens
Lineage: Eukaryota; Viridiplantae; Streptophyta; Bryopsida; Funariales; Funariaceae
Source: RefSeq, a predicted model, not a curated record